Cataglyphis hispanica is the source of this 1285-nucleotide messenger RNA. RefSeq names its product phospholipase A2-like. The record is from RefSeq and is a predicted model, not a curated record. The coding region runs from base 145 to 750 and encodes 201 amino acids. NCBI's taxonomy places the organism in Eukaryota, Metazoa, Arthropoda, Insecta, Hymenoptera, Formicidae. The transcript is spliced from 5 exons. Gene Ontology annotation, biological process: phospholipid metabolic process; arachidonate secretion.
CGACAAUAUUCUAUUUAUUGCAACGAACUCUAUAUGCGAGUGGUUUCGUUUGGUAGAUGUACCGGCGGUAUUUAAAUGAAGUGUCAAGUUGCUGGAAUUAGUUCUUGUCAUCGCUUAGUUGUAGCGAGGUGAAUAGAUAGCACAAUGUCACGUAUCUGCCUAUUUGCACUUUUCCUCAUUCUCAGCAUUAUUGUACGAUUCGGUGAUUGCGAAAAUAACGCCAUUAAUGAAGAUGAUAACACAAAUACAGACUGCGUAAAGAAUGCACCUGGGUCCGACGAAACUCAUCUAACACCUAUUGAAAAAAUACUAAAAGACUUAAAAUUGCCUAUAGAUUCUAUCAAUGAGAGAAAGCAUACCAAUGGCCCUAUUUUACCAGGAACACUCUGGUGUGGUGAUGGAGAUCGCGCCAAAAAUGAUAACGACCUCGGCCAUUUCAAUGGUACAGAUGCCUGUUGCAGGGCGCACGAUUUGUGUCGGAACGAUAUCUUGGCUGGUGACACAAAAGUCAAUCUCAAGAAUAAUGGUAUCUUCACGAGAUCAGCUUGCACUUGCGAUGCUGAGUUCUACAACUGCCUGAAGAAUGUUAACAGCCUAAUUGCUAAAAAUAUCGGAAAGACAUAUUUCAAUAUAUUGCAACCACAAUGCUUCAUAUGUGUGUGCCCGACAGAUGAUUGCAACCCACGAGAGGAGGCAGAAUGUAAUAAUCAAUGUGAUAAGUAUCAAUGGGUUGACAAUGCCAAGUUUUAAUUAAUCAUAAAACAGGCGAUUUGAAGUUGGCAAAGUAAAUAAAAAAGAAAUUCUUAUAUCCUAUAUAUUAACCGCAUGUAAGAUUUUAAAGAAUGUAAUCACGCUUUUACUCUUGACAUAUAGUCAUAUAACAGUUCGUAUUUUAAUCGUUAUUUUAAUCAUUAUUUAAAACUGGUUAAAAUUAAAACUGAUUAAAACUGAUAUUCAUUUAAAGAAUUAUAAAUUUUUGAAAAUAUAAUAUACAAUGGUAAUAGAUUUCAUACAUAAAAAAAUCUCUUAAAAGGAAAACUUGCGACUGUUUUAUAUUAUAUUUUCAAAAAUUUAUAAUUUUUUAAAUAAAUAUCAGUUUUAAUCUUAAUCAGUUUUAAAUAACGAUUAAAAUUAACAAACAAAAGUUGAUUAAUCUAAUUUGUUUGAGAGGCUAUUACUGUGCACGCUUUACUUUAGAUUUAUGUUGUACGAUAUAGUACAGUAGUAUAGCGUAUAUUACACAAAUAUAUAAUAUGCACAAAUAUAUAAUGUGAAUGCAACAGAA